AAGUUCACAAAAAUCACAAAAUCUAAUAAACUCUGGUGUUUCGCAUGGUUUUUGUUGCACAAAGUAGUAACCAUUUAUUAAAAUGCCCCAUAGUCAUUGCCACGAUGAACAUGACCACGACCAUGACCAUUCUUCGGAAGAAACGGGGUUUCAAUACAAUCUUUAUGAGAAAAUUGAUAAGGAGAAUCUCCAGUGCCUCAAUGAAACUGUAGAUGGAUCAGGAAAAACAGUUUUUAAGCCCUGGGAUAAACGAUUAGACCGUGAAAAUUUUGUUGAAAGUGAUGCAGAUGAAGAGCUAUUAUUUAAUAUUCCUUUUACUGGAAAUGUAAAACUGAAGGGAAUUAAAAUUGCUUCAGACAACACUGAUAGCCACCCAGCUGUACUGAGAUUAUAUAAAAAUAGACCAAAUAUGACUUUUGAUGAUAUUUCUGCAGAACCAGACCAAGUCUUUGAACUCCAGAGGGACACAGAGGGACGUCUGGAGUAUACUCCUAGGAUUGUAGCAUUCUCAUCUGUUACACACUUAACUAUGCAUUUUCCAAGUAAUUUUGGUGCAGAAAACACGAGAAUCUUCUACAUUGGUCUCAAAGGAGAAUGGACGGAGGGGCACAGGCAUGGCGUUACUAUUUGCACAUAUGAAGCACGCCCCAAUGUGGAUGACCACAAACUAAAACACUUGGAUUCGGUAUCCAGGACCAUAGAUUAAGUUUGUAAUCUUAAGAAGAGGCCAGAAUAAACAUUUAUAUACUGCAUA
Messenger RNA from Plutella xylostella (diamondback moth), 754 nucleotides. Its product is annotated as PITH domain-containing protein CG6153. Lineage: Eukaryota; Metazoa; Arthropoda; Insecta; Lepidoptera; Plutellidae. Gene Ontology annotation, cellular component: nucleus. The record is from RefSeq and is a predicted model, not a curated record.